Neurospora crassa OR74A is the source of this 860-nucleotide messenger RNA. RefSeq names its product lectin 2b. Lineage: Eukaryota; Fungi; Ascomycota; Sordariomycetes; Sordariales; Sordariaceae. The record is from RefSeq and is a predicted model, not a curated record. The transcript has 2 exons. Bases 98 to 532 code for a protein of 144 amino acids.
CAAACCAGACCGACUCCUGAAUAACUUCUUUCAAAGCACCCAAGUUACCCAACCAACAACUCAACUCAACUCAACUCAACCCAACCCAACCACCAAAAUGUCCUACACCAUCCACCUCCGCCUCAUCAACGACACCUCCGACUCUCUGCAGCUCGUCGAACAAACCUGCUGGUUCGGCCAUGGCACCCGUUGGUCGCAAAUCGACUCCACGGGCGUAUACGUCCUCUCCAUGAACAAUUCCGGGUCCUCGGGCAUGUUGCGCUUCCAGAAUAGCAAGGGCGGUGAUUAUUUUGCCGUGGCGGUCGGCGUGCACAACUACAAGCGGUGGUGCGACAUUCAGGUCGAUACUGCCGAUGAUGCUCCCCUGACGAAGUUGCAUCCCAAGUAUUAUGAUGAGAAGGAUGCCAAGUACAAGGCCUUGUGGGCGCAGGCGAGCGAGUUUGAGGCAAAGGCAAAGAGUGGGAAGACAGUGAGAAUCAAGUUUUAUCAGGCGGAGGGGAAUGUUUUGAGGGCGACUGUUGAAUAUGUUUGAGUUGGUGGUGAGUGUGGGUGGAUGGUGAGACAGGGUGGAGGUGGACGAUAUGCUGGAAAAGGGGAAAGGUUUGUUGGACAGGCAAGCGGGAGGAAGACAAUAACGGACAAAGAUGGACGAUGGAACACCAUGUGAAAAGAAGCCAACCGGCAUUACGCUCUUUUAUUGGCUUGGAAGCUCUGAAGCAUCUGAUCUUAGACGCUCGUUCAAAAAAGCUGUCAUCUCUGAAAACAUAACCCAAACCUCCUUACUUUUCCCAGCUUUUGCUCCCUCUAUAUCCCUUAUAAACAAGUGCCAGCCUUUGUUCCCAGGCAUGAACAUAAUUAAA